Messenger RNA from Otolemur garnettii (small-eared galago), 951 nucleotides. RefSeq names its product olfactory receptor 52E8. NCBI's taxonomy places the organism in Eukaryota, Metazoa, Chordata, Mammalia, Primates, Galagidae. Gene Ontology annotation, molecular function: G protein-coupled receptor activity; olfactory receptor activity. Gene Ontology annotation, cellular component: membrane. Gene Ontology annotation, biological process: G protein-coupled receptor signaling pathway. The record is from RefSeq and is a predicted model, not a curated record. The transcript has a single exon. Bases 10 to 951 code for a protein of 313 amino acids.
GCAAGAAGAAUGUCCAUUUCUAACGAAACCCAGUUCCAUCCUUCUUCCUUCCUAUUGCUUGGCAUCCCAGGGCUAGAAGACGUACACAUCUGGAUUGGAUUCCCUUUUUUCUUUAUGUAUCUUGUUGCACUCCUGGGGAAUGCUACUAUCCUGUAUGUAAUCCAGACUGAACACAGUCUCCAUGAACCCAUGUACUACUUCCUGGCCAUGCUGGAUUCCAUUGACCUGGGAUUGUCUACAGCCACCAUCCCCAAAAUGCUGGGCAUCUUCUGGUUCAGCCUCAGGGAAAUAUCUUUUGAAAACUGUCUUUCCCAGAUGUUCUUUAUUCAUUUCUUCACUGCCAUGGAGAGCAUUGUGUUGGUGGCCAUGGCUUUUGACCGCUAUAUUGCCAUUUGCAACCCCCUUCGGUACACGAUGAUCCUCACCAGCAAAAUCAUCUGCCUCAUUGCAGGCAUUGCUAUCCUGAGGAGUCUGUGCAUGGUGGUUCCACUGGUGUUUCUGCUCCUGAGGCUUCCCUUCUGUGGGCACCAUAUCAUUUCUCAUACUUACUGUGAGCACAUGGGCAUUGCCCGUCUGGCCUGUUCCAGCAUCAAAGUCAACAUUAUAUUUGGUCUUGGGGAUAUGUUUAUAUUAUUAUUAGAUGUAAUUUUUAUUAUUCUUUCCUAUGUUCACAUUCUCUAUGCUGUCUUCUGCUUGCCCUCCUGGGAGGCCCGGCUCAAAGCUCUCAAUACCUGUGGCUCCCACAUUGGUGUUAUCUUAGCUUUUUUCAUGCCAGCAUUUUUCUCUUUUUUAACACAUCGUUUUGGCCACAACAUCCCACAAUAUAUCCAUAUCUUCUUAGCCAAUCUAUAUGUGGUUUUUCCACCAGCCCUCAAUCCUGUGAUCUAUGGAGUUAGGACCAAGCAGAUUCGGGAGCGAAUAUUGAGAAUUUUUUUCAUAAAAAAUGAUUAA